AUGCGCUGGGUGCUUGCUGCAACACUGCCUGUCAUAAUGACGGUUGCGUUUGGAAAAUGGCGUGGCAUGAACCCUCGCAUCCUCUGGUACAGAGCGUCUACCUCAUUGCGCGCGAUGACCGCGAUCUACACCCUUCCAGAGCAGGAUGUUAGGGAUUUCUUGGCCUCGUACGAGCUCUUCGAGCAGGAGCGGGUCUCAGGGAAGAACGAUUUCGAGAACACUGUAAAUUACUACAAGGUUCUGAACCACCUGUGCGCCGUGGGAGAGGUUGAGAAGAUGUACAUCCCACCUGUGGUGGAUCCAAACCUCAACAUCUUUGACAACCAGCUCCUCUGGGAAGAGGCCAUGGCGGAUAGCCUAGAUCUAACCCCUGGGUCUCGAGUUCUUGACCUUGGCUGCGGCCGUGGUCGGGUAGCGCACCAUGUGGCCAGCUACUCUGGUGCCCGAGUUACCGGGAUAAACAUUGACAGCACCCAAAUACGCAUGGCACAGGACUACGCCAACAUCACAGGCCUCCUUGGCUCACAGCUUAGCUUCGUGCACGGGAAUUUCAACGACCCUCUUCCCUUCCCAGACGAGACCUUCGAUGCCUUGUAUCAGGUGCAGGUGCUGACAUACACCGUGGACCCUUUGAAGCUCUUCAGGGAGAUGUACAGGAUCUUGAAGCCUGGUGCCAAGAUCGCCUUUCUCGACUGGGUCCAACUCCCAGGCUUCAACUCCACGGACAAGCUGCAUCUGGAGCUGUUGAAGAAGGUGAAGCCCUUGCUGGGUGCUGUGUGGACUCCAAAGCCCAGUGACUUUACCGUGCCCUUGAGAGAGGCAGGUUUCCAGGUUCUUUCAAGCCAGGAGGCCAGUAUCACCGGGGGCCAGUACCAGUUGAUCCAGAAAGCCCAGAGCUUUUUUGAAACUGCUGGGACACUCCUUAGAGUUCUGGCCAAGAUACGGCUGAUCCCACGGCACUUUGUGACGCUUUGGGAUCGUCUCACCCAGGAUGGAGAGGCUUUUGUGGAGGCGGACAAGCUUGGCCUCUUCACUACCAGCUGGCAAAUCAUCGCUCAGAAGCCAGGGAUUGCCACGGAGGAUAAGCUGCAGAUUGUACAGCCUAAUUAG
Messenger RNA from Symbiodinium pilosum, 1110 nucleotides. NCBI's taxonomy places the organism in Eukaryota, Dinophyceae, Suessiales, Symbiodiniaceae. The record is from the annotation of a GenBank genome assembly.